GCAAAGCCAUUUAAGUGAAGAUUCCCAGCUGGAGUAUCUCAGUGCAGACGAGCAGGAUUUUGGUGAUAGACACAGCUCAAGCGAGUCUUCUGGGCAAACGACCGUAGGAAUCAAAACCUUAAAGCUGAUGGAUCCCGUUCGUGAAGUUCCAGGGGGUGGAGGCACAGAGGAACAGAACCUCGUUGGCGUGUCAGAAGAUUGUUCUGGCUCUGAGCGUGGUAUAGGUGACCAAACCUGCCCCAAAGCAGCUAUUCCAGAGCUUCUCCACCUGCUUCAGGACUCUCCGUCUCUGCCAGAUUGCAACAGCAUGACUUGUGAUGAGGAGGAAGAGCAAACGGAGUAUCACAGCGUUGUUUGUGGAAGUAUACUUGAAAGUCAUUCUUGUGGGAGUAAAGAAAGGGUGUGUCUAAAUCUGCUUGUAUGUGCCAGUUCAGAAGACGGAGAGGUGAAGGACCUCUCGCUGAUUGACGGCACGCUGCCACAGACGGCUACAGGCGAAGUGCCUGAAAACGGUGACAGACACACCCACAGCCUCUCAGCAAAGCAAGGCAAACGGUUACUGUCACCGCAGCAAAGGGCCCCUGCGGUAGCCGCGCCACUCUGCAAACUUGCAGGGGACUCCGAUUUCUACAGCUGUGAGGAAUCCAGUGUGUGCGCACGAGGUACCGGCUGGGUUUACCACGCUGCCAAGGAUGCUGAAACCCUGUUUCCAGCCUCAUCAGUUUGUGCUAGCGAGAAUCCCUUUUUUAAGGUGGAAGCUGCAGAUAAGUCAUCCCGUGGAGGUACCGGCUGUCUGAACUCAGAGUUGGAGCAUCAUGAAAACUUGAAAACCGUGACCAGUAACUCUAUGGUUAACCAGGCUGUUGAUGCGGGCUCUGAUUUUAGAGCUUGCUUUACAACAAGCAGGAGCACUGGUGUUCAGGUUCAUCUCUCGUCCAGGGCUAUGAAUACAGAGAUAACGAUGAUGAACAAAUCUCGGCCCGUGGGAUGGCACCACCAGACCUGUGCAGACAUUGCUUGCAAUACAGACUGGUCGUGUGGAGCUGGUAAUAGAGAGGAAAUUGGGUCACAGCUUACUGACAUGCUGCAAAACCACUCGGAUGGCAGUGCUGCAACAGCUGAAAGAAGUUCACAAAUUCAGGAACAGUGGCAAUCAAAAAAUGAGCAUUGUAGCAGCAAUUUCAAGAUCAGCACUGACAGGCUGUUACACCUGGACAAACAAGCUGUGAAGAAUUCUGUGUUAAGCUACUGUCAAGAAAUGCUGCAGAGAGCGAUUGAAGCAGAAUUGCAGGUUCUAAACAUUCAUUACCAGAUGUGCUAUCAGCACUGCUUGAAGAUCUACAAACUGGCUUUGGAGGAAGACACAUGUUUUAGCAGAUGUAAUGGAAGUACUGAAUUAGGUUUGUCUGUCAUCUUGGUUUUGGAAGAGCUAAAAAAGAAUUACAGCAAUAUGAGAAUGAAAAUAAAAACAGGCAUACCUUUAAAUGCACUUCCACCGCUCUCAGUUGAGUUGAAGUUGUUCCCAAUCUCCUCCUCUUAUGUCCCGAGCAAGCUGUUCAGAGAGGAUCUUUCCUAUGAUUCUGUUUCAGGCACAAGAAAAGCCGACUUUGAAGCACCAAAACUGCAAGAAAGGAAAAUUUCUCUCAACAUGGAUGAUCUGCAGGCCAUAUGUUUCACUGGCGGCCGUCAGCCAAGCGACUCUGCUUCCUCUGAGACCCUGGAAGAAGGAGAUAAAGAACGGGACGUGGAACACGGCUGUGUGAAAAAUGAAGAAGGGAAUGACUGUUGGUUUGAUGCUAAAGACGAAUUGACAGUAGCAGAACUUUUGGUAAUACCUGAAGAAACGAAAAAGCAAGGAGAAAAACAAGACACAGUUGAUUUAAGAGAAGCAAAGAUAAUGGAGAGUGGAAAUGAGUGUUCUUUUAUUCGUGUUGGUGGCCUAAGUUCCUCAGUGACAGAGGGUGAUUUAAGAUCAUGUUUCCAGGAGUAUCAGGUUUCUCACAUUAUCUGUGUGGAUUCUGGCAUCUCCAGAUACGCAUUCCUUUGCUUUAAAGAGACUCAUAAAGCAAAGUUAGCAGCAGAGGAAAUGGACCAGAAAAAAAUAAAAGGAAAACCAAUAAGUGUUGAACUUGUAAAUAACUCAUCAGAGAACAGAUCUAUCGUUUCCCAAAUACUUACAAAUAAGUUUGGGCCUGAAAUCGAACCUGUUGGUAACAGUCAAAGAGAUAAUAACGAGAAAGCGCUCGCUUCGGCCUCCAGUUCUGCGAAAGGACCUGACGCCAGCUCUGCUGCUGACACAAUGCAUCUCCUUCCCACACCUUCUUCAAAAACGCCUUGCUUUACGCAAGUACCUUCAGAAACAGCGUGUCCAGGUCUGAAAUCGUCUGCUGAAGAUUUGCUACCUCCAGUUAACCAAAAGGAUACUGGAGAAAAUUCCCUGCAGAAAACAUCAGCUUCUUUCUCCACUAAUUCUUUUGAUGCCUUUGUUUCUCCUAACACAUUGAACUUGAGCAGCUUUGCCAAAAUAGUGAAGAAACUGCAAGAAAUGCAUCCAGAGGCUACCAGAGACAAAAUUGUGGAUGCUUUGCUGGAGGUGAGGAAGAACAACAAAGGUAUCCUAAGCGGCUUGUCCAUCAACUCUAUUGUGGAAAGGACCUCUGCAGUUCUAAGGAGAUCGACCCCCAAUU
This is a messenger RNA of Eurypyga helias (sunbittern), 2687 nucleotides long. RefSeq names its product RNA binding motif protein 44 (gene RBM44). The record is from RefSeq and is a predicted model, not a curated record. Gene Ontology annotation, molecular function: RNA binding. NCBI's taxonomy places the organism in Eukaryota, Metazoa, Chordata, Aves, Eurypygiformes, Eurypygidae.